Lotus japonicus is the source of this 1990-nucleotide messenger RNA. RefSeq lists its product as uncharacterized. Lineage: Eukaryota; Viridiplantae; Streptophyta; Magnoliopsida; Fabales; Fabaceae. The coding region runs from base 94 to 1656 and encodes 520 amino acids. The transcript is spliced from 18 exons. Gene Ontology annotation, molecular function: protein binding. The record is from RefSeq and is a predicted model, not a curated record.
GAUGUUAAGAAAAGUGAAGAACUCAACUAAAACCCACGCUAAAUCCUCUUUGAACUCUACAGUAGCUGCCUCUGUUGUUCCUCGCCAGAAGCUAUGUCUCUGCGGGUAGCAGCAGCAAAUUUGCUCAAAAAAUUUCGCUUUCCUUCUUCUCGAGCCUUCCCUGCCUCUACCGUACCCACAAAUUCAUUGCCCAUCUCAUUUUCUGGUAAAGUUAGACUUUCCCACUGGUAUCAAACUAGAGCAUACAGUUGCAGAGAUCCUUGUCUUUGGAUUGUUGUAUCUGGAUAUGCAGCGGUGACUCUGGGGAUUAGUGCCUCCACUGUUUUUGCUGAAGAUGUAUCAACUGAAACUUCCAUUGAUAAUGACUCUGGGGAUGAGUUAAAUGGAUUCAGAAAAAUUGAGGAUGGUUCUGUAGUAUCAAAUACACACACAGCAAAAUGGAGAAUCUUUACUGAUAAAGCCAGAGAUUUUUUCCUACAGGGAAAACUAGAUGAAGCUGAAAAACUCUUCCUUUCUGCUGUGCAAGAAGCUAAAGAAGGUUUUGGCAAGCAAGAUCCACAUGUUGCAUCUGCAUGCAACAAUCUGGCAGAGUUUUACAGGAUCAGAAAGGAAUUUGACAAAGCAGAACCGUUGUAUUUGGAAGCUAUCAACAUAUUAGAGGAGUCUUUUGGUCCUGAUGAUAUACGGGUUGGGGCUGCUGCUCAUAACCUUGGGCAGUUCUACCUUGGACUGCGAAAGUUGGAAAAAGCCCGUCUUAGCUAUGAGCGCGCUUUGAAGAUAAAAAGGCGUGUUCUAGGAUAUGGCCAUUCAGAAUGUUCAGAUACAAUGUAUCAUCUUGGGGUGGUGCUGAAUCUUGAAGGAAAAGAAAGAGAUUCUGAGUUACUGAUUCAAGACUCUAUAAGGAUGCUAGAGGACGGCGGGGAAGGGGAGUCAUUUGCAUGCAUUAAAAGACUUCGGUACCUCUCAAAGAUAUAUUUGAAAUCACAUCGUCUUGCUGAGGCAGAGAUGGUGCAGAGAAAGAUCCUGCAUAUUAUGGAAUUGUCAAAGGGAUGGAAUUCCUUGGAUACAGUUAUUGCAGCUGAAGCUUUGGCUCUUACCCUGCAAGCAUCUUGCAAUACAAAAGAUUCAAAAGAGCUUCUUGAAAGAUGCCUUGAUGCCCGAAAAGCAGUACUUCCUGGUGACCAUAUUCAGAUUGGUGCAAACCUACUUCAUUUGGCAAGAGUGGCAAUGCUUGAUUCCAGCCAACAUAAAAAAGGGGAUGUUUCUAGAGCCAAAUCUGAGCUCGAGACGGCAAAGGGCCAUUUGCAUAAUUCCAUAAGAAUAGCACGCCAAUUUCUCAAUAAGAUAUUGAAACAAAAAGAUAAGCGGAAGAAAUACAGUGUGCCAGGAGAUGCUAGAAAGGAAGGCCAAGCUGCGUUGCUCAUAUUGUUGCAAUCACUCAGUACUUUGUCAUCAUUGGAGUUGGCUAUGGAAGAAUUAACGGAAACUCAGGAAGGGAAUAUUAACCUUGAGGCUAAGGAGGCACUUGUUCAAUGCAUUUCUGCUUACAAGGAGUUUGUGCAUGAGAAGUCAGUUGCUGAUGCCCCUGAAAUAAAGAACGAGCAUCUUUCCUGUUUAAAGCGCAUUCAAAACUUGCUUGGCAAUAAAUUGGAUUAAGAGCCAAGCAAUCAAAGGGAUUUCCAAAAGCUGAAUCAAACAUCUGAUAAUAAUUUUUUUGUAUAAAUUUUUGGGUUACUUGAAGUGGGAAUUUUUACUCAAAGGAAAUGAAUAGACCAAUCUUUGAUACGAGCUCAAUUUCUGCAGCAAAAACUCCUCUAAAGUGAGCUUAUCUCCAAAGUGAGAAAAUAAGAGUGUGUUUACUUUUGAAUUUAUUGUUAAGAUUACAAUGUAUUUUCAAUUAAAUCAACGAUGAAUGUAUCUUUACUUGCUUAAUUCAGGGACACUCUAAUGUAAGCUUAACAUGUUCAGAUUAACUUUUUUUUUCCCAGAA